This is a messenger RNA of Diuraphis noxia (Russian wheat aphid), 2463 nucleotides long. RefSeq names its product alanine--tRNA ligase, mitochondrial-like. The record is from RefSeq and is a predicted model, not a curated record. Gene Ontology annotation, biological process: alanyl-tRNA aminoacylation. Lineage: Eukaryota; Metazoa; Arthropoda; Insecta; Hemiptera; Aphididae. Gene Ontology annotation, cellular component: cytoplasm; mitochondrion. Gene Ontology annotation, molecular function: alanine-tRNA ligase activity; ATP binding; aminoacyl-tRNA deacylase activity.
GACAGCACAUGCGGGUGUGGCGUCCUCUUAAUAUUUAUAUAUUAUUACAGUGUAAAUGAUGAUCAUAUUGUUAUGAAAGGAGUAAAUGAUAAUUUUUGGGAAAUGGGAGAAACAGGACCUUGUGGGCCUUGUACAGAAAUACACAUUGAUUAUCCUCCAUCUGGAGGGAAAAAUCUUAUUGAACUUUGGAACAUUGUUUUCAUACAAUAUUCUCGAGAAAGAAACACUAUGCAAAAAUUACCAAAUUAUUUCAUAGAUACUGGAAUGGGAUUGGAACGCUUGACAAUGGUGCUGCAAGAUAAAACAUCUACUUAUGAUACAGAUUUAUUUUCUUCUAUAUUYGACAUUAUAUUUAAUGCAUGCAGAUUAUCAAAGUACACAGGACUAUUUGAUGGCACAAAUUUAGAUACUUACUAUCGGGUUUUAGCAGAUCAUGGUCGAAUGAUAACUAUUGCACUUUCAGAUAAUAUGCUACCCAGCCAAAAUCAUAAAUUGAGAAGACUGAUACGAAAAUCAUUUAUAUUGGCUGAAACAAAUUUCAAAAUUCACCCAGGGUAUGCUUUGAUGUGUGAUGUAGCUAAUGAAGUUUCAAAUAGUCUUGGUCAUGUGUAUCCAGAGCUGAUUAAAAACAGUGAAAAGGUUAAAUAUUUAAUAAAACACGAGUAUACUAUAUUUAACAAACUAAGAAUGUCUGUUUUGAAAGAUUGGAAAAUGGUGGUUAAAGAAUGUCCAAUGUUAAAUAGUUUUAAUCCUUAUGAAGAAUGUACGGGAUUCGUACCAGCUUGUAAUUACUUAAUUAAACAUAAAAAUAUGAGCAACAUACCAGCCUUUACAUUGUAUGAUGCAUUUGGUCUUGAAAAGAAAACGAUUGGAAGGCUAUCUCAAGUGAUGGGAAGACCAGUGAGUUGGAAUGAACUUGAUGAAAAAUUAAAAAAAUUACAAACAAAAACCACUGAACAUAUAAGAAAAAAAUCAAUUAAUUAUAUGAUAGGAAAUAUACCAAAAACUGAUGAUAGUUUUAAGUAUGAAGUUAUUAGACAUAGCAAUGAAUCAUAUUUAUCACCAAUAGUCACUKCUAAGMUUCUAGCAAUUGUUGAUAUUAAUGGUAAUAUUGUGACUGAGACUGAUAUCAAACAGCAAGGAGAUGCUGUUUCAUUAGUAUUGGAUAAAACUUCCUUCUAUUGUAAAGCUGGUGGGCAACAAAAUGAUAUUGGUAUAGUUAAAACUAACGAUGGUCUAGUAUUUGAUGUCAUUGAUGUAGAAAAAAUUGAAGAAAGUGGUGUUGUGUUACAUCAUAUUAAAUCAAGAGAUUGGCCCAUAUUAUUAAGCGAAAAGGAAUUACAUGUUCAAGUUGAUUCAAAUUACAGACUUGGAUUAAUGCGUGCUCACUCAUCAGUUCAUAUAUUAAAUUCUGUUUUAAAAUCAUAUUUGGUUGUUACUACUCAGUUAUCAAGCUGUAUCAAAAAAGAUUUUAUGUCAUUCACAUUUGCACUCUUUGGUCAAAAGUUCUCACCAGAAGAUGCUUUAAUUAUAGAAGAAAAAGUCAAUAGUAUAAUACAAUCUGCAGUAUCAGUUAAAAGAACUACAGUGACAUCUAAUGAUUUAAACCAAAUUAAUGUCACAUUACUUCCUGGAGAAGUGUAUCCAGAUGAAGUGCAUUUAAUAGAUAUGUACAGCAAUGUUAAUGAUAUGUAUAUAUCAAGAGAAGCAUGCUGUGGAACACACAUUCAAAAUACAUUAGAUGUGAUUGAUUUUUGUAUAGUCCAAUAUAAAUGUCUCAGUAAUGAAUGUACCAUAAAGGCAGUAACGGGGCCACUGUGUACAGAUGUAAGAGUUUUUGGUCAACAAUUAAUGGAUAAAUCAAAUUUGUUUGAAGAUUUGGUGAAUUCAACUAAUUUAAAUAAUAUUUCUCCAACAAAGGUGCAUUUGUUGAUAGAUAAUAAAAACCAAUUAAAAUCAGAACUGAAAAAUAUUUCCCAAAACUACAUACCAUUGAAAGUUCAAAUUCAAAUUAAUAAGAAAAUCUUUGCUACUGAAAGAAAAAUUCAGAAAUUAAUAAAAGAAAAAAAGAUGCAGAUAUUAGGUGAUGCAGUAAAAACAUUAUGUAAAAAUAGCUAUGCUGUUGGUUAUGUAGAAUGUGAUGUARCCUACCUUGAGAACAAUUGUUAUGAUUUUGAAAGUGUUAUUCAUGUUUGUGGUGAAAUACCUUGCUUAUUUUUAGCUUAUAAUAAAGAGCACAUACAUGUAUACUUACGUAUUCCCAAGGAACAAGCGGAGGAUAUAAAAUGGUUAAACGAUUUCUGGGAAAAAUUUGAUAUUAAACCAAUUACAUUUAAAAAUAAAAUCCAGUUUAAAGCUACUGAAUUUAAAGUCAAACAUGUAGAUAAAUAUAUGGCAUUGAAGCUUAUAGAUAAUGUAAUUCGAGAUGUAAAAAAAAACUUUUUUAGUCAUUUAUGAAAAAGA